GAGAAGCUCUAUUUCAUAGCAGAUUUCCUGGCUAGCACUCCGAGGCUUAGACUCAUCUGAAGAUAACAAUCGGAGAGAAAUGUGUACUUUAGAGAAGCGAGGUAACGUCUACAUCCUCACGUUGACCGGCGCCGGCGACCACCGGCUGAACCCCAAUCUCCUCGAUUCCAUCCAGUCAGCCCUCCGCCGGCUUCACGCCGAGCCAGCCAACCCUUCCUCCGUUCUAAUCACCACCGCCGAAGGCAAAUUCUUCUCCAACGGCUACGAUCUGGCCUGGGCCGAAACCCCCUCCGCCGUCGCCGCCGCCUCGGCAACUCCCGGAGGCCAAAAUCCCUUCCAGCUCAUGUCAGCGAAGCUCCGCUCAGUGAUCGCGGACCUCAUCACGCUCCCCAUGCCGACAAUCGCCGCCGUCACGGGCCACGCGGCCGCGGCGGGGUUUAUCCUCGCCUUGAGCCACGAUUACAUCCUCAUGCGGAGGGACCGAGGGUUCAUCUACAUGAGCGAGGUCGAUAUCGGGCUGGUGGUCUCGGCGUGGUUCAUGGCGGUGCUCAAGUGUAAGAUCGGGGACGCGGCCGCGCGGAGGGAUCUGGUGCUGCGGGCGGCGAAGGUCACGGCGGGCGCGGCGGCGGAACGAGGGAUUGUGCACUCGGCGCACGAUAGCGCGGAGGGGACAUUGGCGGCGGCGGUUGAAUUGGGGGAGGAGCUGGCCAGGAGGAAGUGGAACGGACACGUGUACGCUCGUAAUAGGAUGGUGGUGAUGGGUGAGGUUUUGGAAAAGAUCGGGUUCGACGAGACCGUUGAGGGGCAGAACGGGAAUAAGAUUAAGGCUCAUCUGUGAUCCAUCUAAGUGUAACGGGCUAAUAGCUUGUCUGUUUUGAGCUGGGCCCAGUUUGCCUUUAAUUUAUAGGACUGCGAUGUCUACUGGGCUUAAGGUGAGCCCAAUUUAAGAAUGUGGGGUUGGAGUUUGGACCGAUCUAAUUUUUAAAUUUGCCAUGGAAGUCCUUAUACAUGAAGAAGAGAUAACAAAUGUGCCUUUCUAGGGUAUUCGGUAAACCGGUAUUUGGUAUAACCGGUUACAAUCGGUAUUCGAUAUACCGAAUACCGGCGGUAUUGGUAUUCGGCUGCAUUUCUUGGCCAAACAGUAUACCGUAAACCGACCAGUCAUAUACCGACGGUAAAUCGGUAUACCGAAUACCGAAUAAAAAAAAACGACAGCGUAGGGCGGUAGCGGAAUUGGGGGUUGUGGCAUUUGUAAACCCUAAAAUCUAAAUCAAAUCGACACCUCGCCCCCGCCCUCCACCUCGUCUCGGCGUUUCCUCUAUUCGACUGUUCCUCUCCAUCCAGAGGCCGAGGCGAAAUCCAGCACGCCGCGGCGCCGCGCUCCAGCACCACGCCUCGUCUGUGUUCCUCUUUGCACAGCAGCAGUCCCUGCGCCGAAGGUAGGAAGGAAAAGUCGAAACCCAGAGCCAGCAGCCAGCACGCCGCGUCGCCGCGCUCCACCACCACGCCUCAUAUGUCUUCCUCUUCGCCAGCAGCAGUCACCAGCAGCAGUCCCUGGCUCGAAAACGUAAUCUCAAUGCAUUAACCGGUAUUAAUACCAGAUACCGACUAUUCGGUAUACCGGCUAACAUUCGAUAUCGGUAUUCGGUGGGUACACUGUCUGGUUCCGGUAUACCGGAUACCGACCGAUUACCAGCCCUACUUUCUAUUACUUUACAUUUUUAUUAUUAUAUAAGAUCCCUCUUUAUUAUGAAAAACUCAUUCUUAAUGAGAAUAUGUUUGAAGAUAAUAAGUUCAACACCUUCGUUAUUAAUAAAUGGUUACUAAGUGCAACUACUUAUGAACCAAUAUUUGCUAAGCAUGGAAUUUGCAAAUCAUUUUGUAGUGAUCGACAUGAACUAUGAUGUGAUUUGUAUUAUAAAAUAAAACAUAAAAAUAAUAAGCAAUAACGAAAGUUGUCAAUUAUAACGUAACUUUGGAUACCAAUCAUCAAUCAUUUAAGUGUCGGCCAUUUUAUAUUUUAACCGCUACGCAUAAGCAAAAUAUAAUCGAGUCAGCCACCAUAAGAUUAAAUUGUGUUGUUAACUUUACUUUGUUAUCAAACUUUUAAAUUGAUUCACUCGUGGUCCAAAACUACUAGUGUUUGAAUGGUUAACUAACCCGUUCAAGAGAAGCUUAACAAAGGAACAAAAAAGAAUCUCCAUGAAAGGAAACUCAAAGGAAACUACGAUUAUCCACCCACUAAAAAUAUCAUAUUAUGACAUCAUUUUCUUUCCUGGACUAAAAAGCUAAAAUUAAAAAUUACACAGAAAGUUAAAAUUACAGUGAGGACUGAGGAGUGGAAGUCUCCAGCGAGAGGUGAGAGAGUGAGACCGGAGACCCAAAUAAAUAGUAACUUUGAAA
Molecule: messenger RNA, 2403 nt
Organism: Linum trigynum
Lineage: Eukaryota; Viridiplantae; Streptophyta; Magnoliopsida; Malpighiales; Linaceae
Source: the annotation of a GenBank genome assembly